UUCAUUGUUUCAUCAGCAAAAAGGAUGGAGUACCGAGGCAGCGUCAGACCUUUCGUCAACUUCAAUGCUAAACAUGAUGCUGAAGUUCUCCAUAAGGCCAUGAAAGGAAUUGGUACAGAUGAAGAUACUGUCCUCAUGCUUCUGACAUCCCGCAGCAAUGAUCAACGUCAGCAAAUUAAGGCAGCAUACAAAAAGGCCUAUGGAAAGGACUUAGUCAGUGCACUGAAAUCUGAGCUCGGCGGGCUGUUUGAGAGUCUGAUUGUGGCCUUGAUGACGCCGCCUGUCUCAUUUGAUGCUUCUCAACUGCACACAGCUCUCAAGGGGUCAGGGACUGAUGAUGAAGUGCUGAUUGAGAUUCUGGCCUCCAGGACUGGCGAACAGAUUAAAGAGAUCAUCAAAGUGUACAAGAAAGAGUUCAAUGGCAAACUGGAGAAAGAUAUCUGUGGUGACACUGGAGGGCACUAUAAAAAACUGUUGGUGAUCCUGCUACAGGGAGACAGGGAGGAGGGAGUGGAUGAGGAAAAGAUUGAGAAGGAUGCGAAGGACUUGUAUGCUGCUGGUGAGGGCAAGUUUGGCACAGAUGAGGAAAAAUUCAUCACAAUUCUUGGCAACAGGAGUCCAGAGCAUCUCAGAAAAGUAUUUGAAGCCUACAAGAAGAUCUCUGGCUCUGAUAUAGAGGACAGCAUUAAAAGCGAGACCACUGGGAAUUUGGAGAGCUUACUUGUAGCUGUUGUGAAAUGUGCCAGGAGCGUCCCUGGGUUUUUUGCUGAGAGUCUCUAUAAAUCUAUGAGGCGAGCUGGAACUGAUGACGACACCCUGAUGAGGAUAAUGGUGUCAAGGAGUGAGACAGACAUGUUGGAUAUCAGAGCAAGCUUCAAGAAGAUGUACAAAGAAUCUCUUUAUAACACCAUCCAGGAGGACACAAAUGGAGACUACCAGAAGGCAUUACUGUACCUCUGCGGCGGGAAUGAUUAAUGCUGUUCAGCAGCACUGAGUGAUGAGCCACUGGGGAGCUGCCAGACAAAGCUAUGCACAUGAGAUGAGAAUAUUGAUCUGCAGUUCUUUUUCUUUCUGACUUUAGUCUGCUGUUGAUUACAUUAAUGUGAAUUACCUGUAUGUCGUUCAGACUUAUCUGUAGCAUGAAUAACUCUUAUGCAAUCAUGUGAAAGUAAUUUAGUUUCUGUUUAAUGUCAAACAAUGAACAGAAAACAGCUAUUUUUAAAGUAAAGAUGCAGAUUUAAUUAUAAUGUUAAGAAUAAUUUUAUUCAUGUCAGAAUUGCUAACUAAUUAAUUCUAAAUCUACUAUGGAAUAAUAUUUAUGGUCAACCUUGAAAUGUUGGCAGUUGUUUUACUUGAUUUGUGUGCUGUGUAUGUGUUAAAUGCAACUUAGAAAAUACAAUACGACUGGUUAAUUAUUAAACUCAGCAUGUCAACAAUGAUGCUACUGACAUUAAUCAGUGAUGAGAUGCUUAAUGAGUGAUCCAUUAGCAAUGUGGAUGCUAUUAGAUGAUUGCUGACUGGUAUAUGGACAUCGGCAA
This is a messenger RNA of Melanotaenia boesemani (Boeseman's rainbowfish), 1538 nucleotides long. It is a transcript of the gene anxa5a, whose product is annotated as annexin A5a. Gene Ontology annotation, biological process: negative regulation of coagulation. Bases 25 to 975 code for a protein of 316 amino acids. Gene Ontology annotation, molecular function: calcium ion binding; calcium-dependent phospholipid binding. The transcript has 12 exons. The record is from RefSeq and is a predicted model, not a curated record. Lineage: Eukaryota; Metazoa; Chordata; Actinopteri; Atheriniformes; Melanotaeniidae. Gene Ontology annotation, cellular component: cytoplasm.